AAAUGCGUACUGCUCUGCUUGCAGUUUUCAAGAAACUCUGCGUUUCGUUUUGAUUUUUAGAACUUGUUUCACCAUAAAUAUUGGAAAAUAUUGUCAGAGUUUGUACAAUCUACGUCAUUGGAGUCUACGAUGGUAGCCAUGGACCUUCAGAACCUUGCUAAUCUGUUUGCGGCCACUUUGGAUCCGGCGAGCCGGUCGGCCGCUGAACAGCAGCUGGAGUCGAUGAAGAAGGUGAUUUCCUUCGGCCCGCUGAUUCUCCAGCACAUCAGGUCCCACGGGGACUUACCGAGCCGGCAGGCGGCGGCCAUCUAUCUAAAGAACUAUAUCUCUCACAAUUGGGAUGAUCCCACCGAGAUCCAGAUCGAGAGAGCCCGCGAGAAGGGCGAACCCGCACCGUUUUCCAUCCACGAGCAGGAUCGUGCUGUACUGCGCGAUGGCGUGCUCGAAGCUACCAUCGAGUGCGCUGAGGUCCUGCGUACGCAGAUGGCUGUCUCACUGGAGACCAUCUGUAAAUCUGAUUUCCCCGAUAAAUGGACGACUAUUGUCCAGCGAGUUAAUUUUUGUCUGCACUCGCCUCAGCAUGAACUAUGGUAUGGGGCAUUGAUAGCAUUGUACCAUUUGGUGCGCGCAUUCGAGUACAAAACCAACGAGGAGUGUAAAGCGAUCGAUGAAGCCAUGAAAUUCUUACAUCCUCUCCUCUUACAACGGGUCCGUGAGCUCAUUCCCGAUCUGUCGGAAGCGUCGUACUCCCUCAUCAAAGUAUGCCUGAAGAUCUUCUACUCCUACACCCAAAUUGACUUCCCCAAGGAUGUACUAACGUUCGAAGCGACAGAAAAAUGGAUUGAUACGAUCCGCCAUGUUAUCGACGCGCCUGUGCCACCGAAGGUGGAUGAGUUAGAAGAAGACGAGCGCAUGGAUACUAUCUGGUGGAAAUCGAAGAAAUGGGCAUUACAUAUAUGCACCAAGAUCUUCGAUCGCUACGGCACACCGGGAGAAGUGCGCAAAGAAUACAAUGGAUUCGCGAAAUUCUUCGUGGGUCGACUAGCCAAGGAUAUUCUGCAGUCGGUGUUCCAGCUGCUGGAUCGGAAGAUCCAGGGACAUUACGUGUCCAAUCGAUGUCUCCAGCUGGGAUUGACAUAUAUCCGUCAAGCGCUGAAGGUGCCAUCCUGUUGGAAACUCAUCAAACCCCAUGCUCACGAUCUUCUAUCCCGUAUUGUCUUUCCCUUGAUGUGUUUCACGGAACAGGACACCGAACUGUGGCAGGACGAUCCGGUGGACUGGAUCUUAUCGCGUACCGAUAUCCAUAUGGAAUAUAUGUCGGCCGAAUCCGCCGCCUCCUAUUUACUACAUACUAUGUGCAGGAAACACCCCAAUUUGCUAACGGAUAUCCUGAAUUUUACAUUUGCUGCCUUGGGCAGCGAUAAAUCAUCGCCCAAUGACAAAGAUGGCGCACUGCACUUUUUCGGUGUAAUGGGACGCACACUGAUGAAGCGAAAGCCUUAUAAAGACAGCGUGGAAUCGCUGCUGGUGAAUCAUGGUUUUCCGGAAAUGAAAAAUCCCCAUCCCUUUAUACGCUUCCGUGCGGUGUGGUUGUUCCGCCAGUUUUCUUACAUGGAGUAUCAUAAUAAGGAUAACUUAUAUGCCGGGUUGGACGGUGCAUUGCAACUGCUAAUGAAAGACACACAUUUACCGGUGCGGGUAGAGGCGGCAUUGUGCUUGAAUGAAGUGUUGGAUAAUCAGAAAGCCGCCGAAGAUUUCUUACGGCCCCAUGCGAUCAGUGUCCUCCAGGUGGCACUGGAUCUGGUCCGCCUGACCAACUACGAAGAACUGACCGAAGUGCUGCAGACGUUUGUUGUGGAAUUCCCGGAGCAGGUGGCGCCGUGUGCGACAGAACUUGCCACACACCUUCUGCUAACGUUUCAGAAUAUUGUCCAUAGAACAGAUCAGCAGAAUAACGACGACGAACGGAGUUCGGUCCUGACCGGUAUGUCAGUGUUGCAGACAUUGGAACUGCUGAAUGACUGCACGGUAGAAAAGCCAGAACUGAACGCUCAGUUAGCACCGAUCGUCGUAAAAGUCAUUCAGAUCAUAUUGGAGCAUAAUUUAUCGGAAUUCUACGAAGAAAUGUUUGGAUUAUUGACAUCACUUACAUCUAAACGGAUAUCGCCGACUUUAUGGGAAGGGUUCAACGUUUGCUCACAGAUAUUAUUCAAGGGCGAUGUUGGCGUGGAUUACUUCAGCGACAUGGUUCUCUGUUUGUACAAUUACGCCACAAAAGAUCCUGAAGGCUUCAUCGGUGGUCCCGAUCGAGUGAAGAACAUGUGCCACAUGUGUGAACACGUGCUGUUCAACGAGGAAGCCGGCGAAGAUACACAGUGCCAUGCGGCUAAACUGCUGGAGGUGAUUAUAUUGACGUACAAAGGACAGAUUAACCAGUUUCUACCGGCCAUUAUUGAGCUGGUCUUCAAGAAACUCUUCUCCUCGCAACAUCUGAUGGCGGAACUGAAGACGCAGUUACUGCUGGUGAUUAUUGCCGCGGUGUACUACGAUCCACCGUCGGUGCUGUCCUUCCUGCAGGCCGCCACCACACCGCAGGGUGAAUCGCUGAUCAGCAAAUUCUUGAGCAUGUGGCUGGCGGAAAUCGACUGUAUGUUCGGCAUCCACGACCGGAAGUUGGCGGUGUUAGGACUGACGCUGUUCAUGCAGUUGCCGGCGACGCUGCGGAUGCCGGCUAUUCAUGCGCUGGCGCCCAAUUUCCUUCCAGCAUCGCUUCAGCUUUUCCAGGGUCUGAAGCGGAUGUACACUCACGCGGAUACGGAUUCCGAAGAUGAGUGGACGGAUGACGAAGGCGAGGAAGAUGUCGUGCACACCGACGAUGAAGACGUUAAAGAGAAACCGAAGCGCCAGGACAAAAUGGAAGGCGAGGGGGGCGAUGAGCCCGAAGAGGAAGAGGACGACGAUGAGGACGAUUAUUAUUCGGAGGAUUACGGAUCCGAAACACUGAAGCAACUUACCACACCACUGGAUACCAAUGCCGUUGACGAGUUCGCCAUCUUCAAACAGACCGUACUCGGAGUGCAGCAGCAUGAUCCCGAAUGGUGGAAUGUGCUGGCGAUGAAAGCCAGCGAAACCGAUAAGAACUUACUGCAGGAGAUGUUAAAAUUUGCGGAUGAACGCCAUAAUCCACCACCCGAACAGCCUCAUGUUAAACAGCAGUAGACGCUGCAUAUUGCCCGCUGUUAUGCAGUUUGGUUUGAAUGAUAGAAGUAUAGUGAUUGAUAAAAUUUUUAUCUUUAAAUUGCGCGUUGGUAAACUGUUGAUCUGUUUGUCGCUGAGGAUGCGGAUGUUGGGGCCAUAAUGUGCGUGUGUGCAUUGUGUAUCGGAUCACGUAACCCGAAUUUAAUGCUAAAUUUUAAUCGUUUUCCCAUGAAGGGUAAAACUCGGCUGAAAAUUUUUCGUGAUUUGGUCCUCUUUUUAAAUCUGUUACAGUUGAACUGGAUUAAAUAUUUGUCAGAAUUG
Messenger RNA from Paramacrobiotus metropolitanus, 3519 nucleotides. Its product is annotated as importin-8-like. The record is from RefSeq and is a predicted model, not a curated record. The transcript is spliced from 9 exons. Gene Ontology annotation, biological process: protein import into nucleus. Bases 130 to 3219 code for a protein of 1029 amino acids. Gene Ontology annotation, molecular function: small GTPase binding. NCBI's taxonomy places the organism in Eukaryota, Metazoa, Tardigrada, Eutardigrada, Parachela, Macrobiotidae. Gene Ontology annotation, cellular component: cytosol; nuclear envelope.